Brassica oleracea var. oleracea is the source of this 775-nucleotide messenger RNA. RefSeq lists its product as uncharacterized. Bases 1 to 660 code for a protein of 219 amino acids. Lineage: Eukaryota; Viridiplantae; Streptophyta; Magnoliopsida; Brassicales; Brassicaceae. The transcript has 4 exons. The record is from RefSeq and is a predicted model, not a curated record.
AUGGUCACUAACAGUUUAGGCGGCAAGAAAACGACCAAAGUCAUGAAAAUAGAUGGCGAGACUUUGAAACUGAAAACUCCAGUGACGGCGGAGGAGGUCCUCAAAGACUUUCCCGGCCACGUUUUGUUCGAGUCCGAAUCCGUCAAGCACUACGGUGCUAGAGCCAAACCACUUGAGGCGAAGCAGGGGUUGGUGGCGAAGCGGCUGUAUUUCGUGGUGGAACCGGUGAAGGAGUGUCCACCGAGAAGGGUAAGGUCGGGGAUUCAAAUGAGUGCGAAGGACAGGCUUGAGAACCUCAUGCUUGCUCGGAGAUCCUCUUCGGAUCUCUCCAUACUCAAACCCGCAGGAAGAUGGACGACGAAGGAGGAGGAGGAGGAGAAAGAAGGAGGAGCCGUGAGAGUGAAGCUGAGGAUUCCCAAGGCGGAGCUGGAAAGACUCAUUAAGGAAGGAGCUACGGAGGCGGAAGCCACCCAGAAGAUCGCCGCUCUCUUUAUGGCCAAACAGAAGAACGACGAAGCACGUCAGAACAAGCUCCAACGUGGCGAUGGAGGAGAGGAGCCCGCCACUGCCACAGCCGCCGCCACAAGAGUAGUCAAGUCUUGUCUGAAACGAGUGAGUUUCAUGGCGGAAAGAGGAGUAAAUGAGAUCACCGUUGCUUGAGACUGAACCAGUAAACACAAAUAUGUAUAUUUACAGACUGCUUCCCAUAGUUUCAUGCUUUUCUUUGUACAUAAAAAGCAGAGAUAGAGAGCUAGUGAAUUAAUAAUUCAUCCAU